Messenger RNA from Xenia sp. Carnegie-2017, 1611 nucleotides. Its product is annotated as probable lysine-specific demethylase 4B. The record is from RefSeq and is a predicted model, not a curated record. Gene Ontology annotation, molecular function: histone H3K9 demethylase activity; histone H3K36 demethylase activity. Lineage: Eukaryota; Metazoa; Cnidaria; Anthozoa; Malacalcyonacea; Xeniidae. The transcript is spliced from 9 exons. Gene Ontology annotation, cellular component: nucleus. Bases 251 to 1348 code for a protein of 365 amino acids. Gene Ontology annotation, biological process: chromatin remodeling.
CAGUCCAUUUUCAAGGUCGAGUAAUUCAUUUAUAUGUUUUUGUCAAAUAUGCUUUGUUUUUUAUUCGGUCAACGUGGUCAAAUUGACGAAUAAAUUGUUGCGGUCUCUAUAACGCGCGUAGUUUCCUGGGGAGAUUGUUGCUCAGUCAUUAUGGUUUGUCCUGUCGUUUCUCUCCGAAAUGGCAAGUGAAAUUGUGGAAUGGACGCUGGGAAAUGUCGUUUAUUUUUUAUUUAAAGUUUGACUUAUAAUUAUGAGGUUUCGUGAAGUUGAUGGAGUGCAGGUUUUUGAACCAUCUUUCGAGGAAUUUCAAGAUUUUAGCCGAUGUAUUAGCGAGAUAGAAAGGCUUGGAGCUGCAAGAACGGGUCUCGCAAAGGUUAUUCCUCCAAAAGGAUGGAUUGCUAGGAAAGAUUAUUCCACGAUAAAUACCGGUGAAUUUCGUAUUCCUGCUCCAAUAUCACAAGUCUUUCAGGGUCGCCAAGGAUUAUACGAACAGUAUAAUAUUGUGAAAAAGGGCACAACUGUUCAUGAAUUUGAAAAACUUGCUAGAAGUGAAAGAUACGAGCCUCCAAAAGGUAACCAUAGUGACCUUGAAAGAAAAUAUUGGAAAAACAUUACUUUCCGAACACCUUUAUAUGGUGCAGAUGUUUCUGGUUCAAUAUUUGAUGAUGAUGUUCAUGCAUGGAAUAUUAGCAACCUUCCCAGCAUUCUCAAUAAUAUGUUAGAAGAAGAAGAUGUCAGGAUUCCUGGAGUAAAUACACCUUACCUUUAUUUUGGCAUGUGGAAGUCAACAUUUGCUUGGCAUACUGAAGAUAUGGAUUUGUUCAGCAUUAAUUAUAUACACUAUGGAGCUCCUAAAACAUGGUACGUUAUCCCUCCAGAACAUGGAAAACGUUUGGAAAGACUUGCUGCAGGUUUCUUUCCAGAAAGUUUUGCCUCGUGUUCUAACUUUCUUCGUCACAAAAUGACGGUGAUAUCUCCUCAAGUUUUGAAAAAGUAUUCUAUACCAUGCAGCAAGGUCAUUCACGAAGCUGGCCAAUUUAUGAUAACAUUUCCUUUUGCUUAUCAUUGCGGUUUCAAUCAUGGUUUCAAUUGUGCAGAAUCAACGAAUUUUGCAAUCGAAAGCUGGAUUGAUUAUGGAAAAAAGGCGGAACAGUGUGAUUGUCAUUCGGAUUCCGUUAAAAUUGACAUGGAUAUGUUUGUUAAAAAAUACCAGCCCGAGCAAUGGGAGGAAUACAAGGCGAGCAAGAUGAGUGAUUCUGAUUCAUCUGACGAGGAUGAUCUUCCUUUAAUCGAAAUAGCAAAAAAAUACUCGAAAAAAACGAGGAAAAGCACAAGAUGCGCCAGGUGACACUUGACUUCAUUGUACAGUGAAGAACACUUGUAAAUUUGUAGAUUAAAUUCAGUUGUAUUUUUUACACAUUAAUUUAUUUUUUUUCUUUAAAUUGCUCGUUUUUUCUGUUUGCCUCGAGUUUCUUCACAAUUUUUCAACGUAUAGACUUCGUAAACAUUUUUGUAGAAAUAUUUGUGUAUGUUUAUUUAUUUUGAUACUUUUGUAUUAUUUUGUAAAUAUUUUUCACAAAUUACACGGAAUGAAAUCUUUCAACUAUUGAA